AUGACGCUCAUGCAUUACCUCGAGUCGACGCCCGUCCAGGCCUUUGGCUCUCUCGCCCGCCUCCUCACGAGCCCCGUCGUCACCGGCGCCGCACUGCUCGCCUUUACGCGGGCGCCCGCCGAGCUGCAGGCCGAGGUCGUCCGGCGCCUGUCGUUUCUGGGCGACAAGGCGGCCAGGCCCGAGACGGUCGAGCUGGCCCUCAAGGUCGUCUUUGGCUGGGGCCUGGUCAAGGGCGCCAACGCGGCGCUCAACUCGGCCGCCUCCAACGCGUGGCGCUUCACAAAGGCCAAGGGCUGGGACGACUGGCCCGCCGAGGUUGCCGUCGUCACCGGCGGCUGCAGCGGCAUCGGCCUCAACGUCGUCGAGCAGCUCACGGCGAGGGGCGUCAGGUGCGCCAUUCUCGACGUCCAGCCUCUGCCCAAGCGCCUCGAGGGCCACCGCCACGUGCGCUACUUCAAGUGCGACGUCACCGACCCAGAGUCUGUCCACAAGGCCGCCGACGCCGUCCGCGCCGAGUACGGCCACCCUUCGAUCCUGAUUAACAAUGCCGGCAUCACCGUCCCCAAGAACAUCCUCGACAUCCCUCCCGCCACCCUCAACAAGGUCUUUGCCGUCAACACAAUCUCCCACUGGUACAUGUGCCAGGCCUUUGUCCCCCACAUGAUCGAGGUCAACAAGGGCCAUGUCGUCACCGUCGCCAGCAUGGCCUCGUUUGUCGCCCUCGCCAAGGGUGCCGACUACUCGGCCACCAAGGCCGCCGCCCUCGCCUUUCACGAGUCGCUCAGCUCUGAGCUGCGCAACACCCACGGCGCCACUGGCGUCCUGACCACCGUUGUCCACCCCAACUUUGUCGCCACGCCCCUCGUCGCCAAAUUCAGCGGCGAGCUGCAAAAGGGUGGUAUUCGCCUCCUCACCAGCGACGACGUCGCCCGCCAGCUCACUGACCAGGUCUUUGCCUGCAAGGGUGCUCAGGUCGUCUGUCCCGAGAGAUUGUCCUUCAUCACCGGAUUCCGCAGUCUGCCCGCUUGGAUCCAGUUCCCUGUCCGCAACAUGAUUGCUACAAGCUCCAAGAACAUUUAA
Beauveria bassiana ARSEF 2860 is the source of this 1080-nucleotide messenger RNA. RefSeq names its product short-chain dehydrogenase/reductase 2. The record is from RefSeq and is a predicted model, not a curated record. Bases 1 to 1080 code for a protein of 359 amino acids. Lineage: Eukaryota; Fungi; Ascomycota; Sordariomycetes; Hypocreales; Cordycipitaceae. Gene Ontology annotation, molecular function: oxidoreductase activity, acting on the CH-OH group of donors, NAD or NADP as acceptor. The transcript has a single exon.